Messenger RNA from Mercurialis annua (annual mercury), 1292 nucleotides. RefSeq lists its product as uncharacterized. The transcript is spliced from 5 exons. Lineage: Eukaryota; Viridiplantae; Streptophyta; Magnoliopsida; Malpighiales; Euphorbiaceae. The record is from RefSeq and is a predicted model, not a curated record. Bases 1 to 1014 code for a protein of 337 amino acids.
AUGAAAGUACUGGUGACUGGCGCUUCCGGUUAUUUAGGUGGGAGGUUAUGCCACGCACUACUGGAUCAAGGCCACAUCGUCCGCGCCUUAGUUCGUCGCACCAGCGACCUCUCCGGUCUGCCUCCAGCCACCACCGCUGAAUCCUUCGAGCUAGCCUACGGUGAUGUCACCGACUAUCGCUCCCUUCUCGAUGCAUUCUCUGACUGCCACGUCAUCUUCCACGCUGCCGCCCUUGUCGAGCCGUGGCUGCCCGAUCCUUCUAAAUUCGUCGCAGUCAACGUGGGAGGAUUGAAGAAUGUGUUGCAAGCUGCUAGAGAAACCAAUUCAAUCGAGAAGAUUAUCUAUACGUCGUCGUUUUUUGCUCUUGGACCAACUAAUGGAUUCAUUGCCGAUGAGAGUCAGGUGCAUCCUGAGAAAUCUUUUUGUACGGAAUACGAGCGAUCUAAGGCAACCGCUGACAAAAUCGCACUGCAAGCUGCAGCGGAUGGCGUGCCAAUUGUAAUGGUGUAUCCUGGUGUCAUUUAUGGUCCAGGCAAGCUUAGUACAGGCAAUGUUGUGGCUCAAUUGCUGAUUGAGCGCUUUCAAGGGCGUUUACCCGGGUAUUUGGGGCAUGGAAAUGAUAGAUUUUCCUUUAGUCAUGUCGAUGAUGUAGUACAAGGACAUAUUGCCGCAAUGAACAAAGGUAGAUUAGGUGAGAGAUAUCUACUCACGGGAGAAAAUGCUUCGUUUAUGUAUGUUUUUGAUGUAGCUGCUAUCAUCACUAAUUCAAAUAAGCCGGGAUUUUGCAUUCCUCUAUGGGCGAGUUGGGGUUAUGGAUGGUUACUGAUUCUUAUUUGCUACAUUACGGGAAAGCUUCCUCUCGUUAGUCCACCGACAGUGCGCGUUCUAAGACAUCAGUGGGCUUAUUCUUGUGAGAAGGCUAAAGCCGAGCUGGAUUAUCAUCCCCGAAGCUUGCAGGAUGGAUUAAAGGAGGUUUUACCGUGGUUGAAAAGCUUAGGGGUGAUAAAAUAUUGAGUGAAUAAAUGCUUUCUUGAAUUUCUUUUUUCCUUCAAGAACAGUAUAUCGGUCUUGCCAAGCUGAUGAAUUGUUGUUGUAUCUUUUGAAAUAAUAUUGAUUUUUCGGUUUAAAGUUUAAACACUUCGUAGAGUUGGUCGUUAGUGGAUUCAUCAUGCUAGAUGCUAUGUACAGAGUUUGGUGUUAAUUUUUGUUCUUUGUCACUUAAGCAAGUGCACUUGUUUGAAAGUCUGUUUACCGUUUAACUGAAUAACUAAAGAAUGCUUGUCUACUGUUUU